UCUCGCAAGUGUUGCCAUCGGGCUGUCGUCUCUCUGCCACCGCGCAGCCAGCGCCGCUGUCGAUGCGGGUUUACGACCUUCUGAGCCUUAUCCUGGGAGCCUGGAGACGUACAGCGCCUCAACCACCAGCGGACAAUGUGCUGCUACCUUGGCCGCCGCCAACCUCCGCUUCGCCCCAGUAUCUGUAUCUGAGUAUCUAUGUAUCUGUGCACUGCGCAGCCGGCGUCGCUGCCUCAGCCACUGCAACCGCGCUGACUGCCGAUUGCCGCCGACUGCUGACUGCUGCCUUGUGUCAAAGUGAACAGCAAAUAUUAUUUUUUGGACACUUUGCCAUCAGGUCGCCGCCGCGUCGCCCGGAGCCAGAAGACCCAAAAAAAAUAAAUAAAGAAAAUCCCGCUCCCGUUCUCCCGUAGCCCGUAUCCCGUUUCCCGUAUUCCGUAUACGUUACUUGGCGGCCAUUGUCCUGCUGCGGUGUGCAGCUCCGUCUUUUGUGCCCGUUGUCGCAUUCGAGGUUGGACUUUUGAGCCUUUUGUCUGAAUCGGCGGUGCCAAUUGUGUGUAUCACUGGGAUCGAGCUGGCCAACAACAAAGCCCAGCAGCUACCCAAGAAAGCCGGAGAAACCCAGAAGAAGCCCCAGACCCAAAAACGACAAGAAAUAAUAACAA
Messenger RNA from Drosophila ananassae, 665 nucleotides. RefSeq lists its product as uncharacterized. The transcript has 2 exons. Bases 63 to 413 code for a protein of 116 amino acids. The record is from RefSeq and is a predicted model, not a curated record. Lineage: Eukaryota; Metazoa; Arthropoda; Insecta; Diptera; Drosophilidae.